This is a messenger RNA of Coprinopsis cinerea okayama7#130, 279 nucleotides long. RefSeq lists its product as hypothetical. The record is from RefSeq and is a predicted model, not a curated record. The transcript is spliced from 4 exons. The coding region runs from base 1 to 279 and encodes 92 amino acids. NCBI's taxonomy places the organism in Eukaryota, Fungi, Basidiomycota, Agaricomycetes, Agaricales, Psathyrellaceae.
AUGCCGCUUCUUCCUGGCGAGUGGUCCACAACACCGAAAGUCUCCCGGGGUACAAAAUCCAAGUUCGCCUUCUCCCACUUCCUGAACCCCAUCCUCUUUUCAAAUGCUACCACAACGACUAGUACUAUUACUCACGGCCCCGGACCAGUCUACAUCAUUGCCGCCGCCAACGUGAAUAUGGGAACCAUUUACGUCGAGCAGGAAGCGGCCACUGCCCCCUCGAUCAUCGCCACGAAGCUCUCCCUCGACGCAGAACCUUUGAUCGCUCGACGUCGUUAA